AUGAAUUCAGGUGACUCGGAAACUGGCAAGACAACUCUGGUUGCUAAACUACAGUGCAAUGAGGACCCAAAGAAAGGAUCUGGGCUCGAAUAUGCAUAUAUAGACGUCCGUGAUGAGUACAGAGAUGAACACACGCGGCUCAGUGUAUGGAUGUUGGACGGCGACCCUCGUUACUCUGACUUCCUGCAGUUCAGUGUGAACUCCACGUCCUUGGAGCACACCGUGGUGCUGCUCACUGUCUCUAUGGAGACGCCCUGGGCCAUCAUGGACCAGCUCCAUGUCUGGGCCACUACCCUCCAUGAGCACAUCGACUCCCUCAAUCUGGGGCAUGAUCAAGUUAAGCAGCUGCAGGACAAGAUGACGCGCGCCUGGCAGUCCUACGUGGAGCCUGGGGAUGAGCUGGAAGGAUGUGGCGCCGCUUCUCCCCUCAAACCCUCCCCACCAGGAGGGGUGGUGGGAGGGCAAGGGGGAGGACAGAGGACGUCCCGCAGCAUGGAGGAGGAGGAGCUGUUCCUCCCUCUGCCGGAGGGCGUCCUGACGCGCAACCUGGGUCUCCCCAUCAUUGUGGUCGUCACGAAGACGGACCACAUGGCGGUGCUGGAGAAGGAGGAAGACUACAAGGAGGAACAUUUCGACUUCAUCCAACAGUCCAUAAGGAAGUUCUGCCUCCAGUAUGGCGCUUCGCUCUUCUACACUUCAGUCAAGGAAGACAAAAACUGUGAUCUUUUAUAUAAAUAUUUGGUGCAUCUUAUCUACAAUUUCCCCUUCAGAACUCCCGCCCUUGUCGUCGAAAAGGAUGCAGUCUUCAUACCCGCGGGCUGGGACAACGAGAAGAAGAUUUCCAUUUUAUUCGAAAACUUGCAAACAAUGAAUGCCGACGACUACUACGGCGACGUCAUCGUCAGGCCACCCACCUCUAGAAAAGCUGUGGUGCGGGAGGUGGAAGCCGUCUUCAGGAGGCGGCGCCCCUACGCCCUCCGGCGUCCAGAAGACUGA
Molecule: messenger RNA, 996 nt
Organism: Hyalella azteca
Lineage: Eukaryota; Metazoa; Arthropoda; Malacostraca; Amphipoda; Hyalellidae
Gene: Dlic
Product: cytoplasmic dynein 1 light intermediate chain 1-like
Exons: 8
Coding region: 1-996 (331 amino acids)
Biological process (GO): microtubule-based movement; microtubule cytoskeleton organization
Cellular component (GO): centrosome; cytoplasmic dynein complex
Molecular function (GO): dynein heavy chain binding
Source: RefSeq, a predicted model, not a curated record